Molecule: messenger RNA, 4493 nt
Organism: Linum trigynum
Lineage: Eukaryota; Viridiplantae; Streptophyta; Magnoliopsida; Malpighiales; Linaceae
Source: the annotation of a GenBank genome assembly
GGAAUUAGGAUAUAAGUGAUAAAAAUCUUAAACUAUGAGCUCUUUGUUGAUAUUUACCAAAAAUAAAAUAAAUGAACACAAAUGAAGAAAAGAUGAUAAAACCCAAAACCCUACAGCUCUGGUAAAAUCCCACACCCUUCCCCUCUCCUUCCUAACCUUCUUCCCCAUAAACCCUUUCGACUCAAGUCAUAUCUCUGCUUCCUCAGUCCUCAUCACUCUCAGCUUCUGGCAAUCGAAAUGAAUUCACCAGUAAGUCCCCCCAGCGCCCAAUUUGCCCUCUCUCCUCAAGUCCCCCCACCUGAACUGAGCUUGCAGCUCGUUCAUCAUUUCAUUGAGCCUGUUUGUGUGAUUUCCUUAGCCUGUAACUUGAAUUGGUGAUUACUGAUACAGUCUUCAUGCCGCCUUUGCUUCCGUGUCUCCAUUCUGUUUCUUCAUUCUCCUGGAACUGUGGAACAGUACUUCGCUGUGUGUGUGUGGAAGAAGCUCAGUGCUCUGUGUGUUCUUUUAAUUGUUGAAUUCGGUUUCUAACUUUCCUCUUCGCUGCAUAGCUCUCUGCUUGGCGACGCCGCUGGUUUCGUUUGUAUUGUUUUUUAGAUCUUCUAAUGAAGGAAUUGGCGUUUUUGUUUGCACAGGGCAUGGGGAAUUCGAGGUCGGUUUGAUUGGAAGUGCAGUUCAUAGAAGAGAGGAGUUGGAGAAAUGGAAUUGAAGAGGAAAUCACCGGAGCAGCUUGAAGCUCUCCGGAAGUUAUUUUCCGAGGAGAAGUAUCCCACCAGUCGUGCUAUUGAAGAACUUGCCGGCUCCCUUGACCUUACAGUUGCCCAGGUCCGGGGAUGGUUUAUGGAGAAAAGGAGGAGGGAGAAAAGUAAGAAACGACUGGCUGUAACCCCUAUUCAGAGCAAGAAGCUCCCUUCCGGCAAAGGAAGAAAGAUACUCAGAGAGGGGGGAUCAUUGAGUCAUGACAUGGCUAAAUCUAGCAGUAGUCUGUCUUCGGAAGUGGAAGAUGGGAUUAUUGAGAGGUCCUCAAAAUUGACUCGCAUACAACAGUUGCACUCUUCGGAAUAUAUUAUGAGCAAGGUUUUCCGUAAAGAUGGGCCUGCCUUGGGUGUGGAAUUCGACUCUGUUCCUUCCCGGGGAUUUCAUACUAUUAAAGAAUCCAUAAACUAUCUUUCUGCUUCCGAAGAAAAUGAAGCAACGAUCAGGAAGAGAAAGCAUGUUGAUGUUGAGGAUUGUACAUUGAGUGAACUUGUGAAGAAACAUUGUAUGGGCAAAGGCUUGAUGAGAAAGAAUGCCAAGGAUUGUAGAAUAGGAGUGUCCACUAUGAAACAUGGUAUGGGCAAAGGCUUGAUGAGAAAGGAAUGUACUGUGAGUUCAUCGAUAAAGAAACAUGGUAUGGGCAAAGGUUUAAUGACAGCAUGGCAGGCCAUAAAUCAAGAUAGCAUAGAUGUUCCAACUGAAAGACAAAUAUCUAAUACACCUGAACCAACAACUGCUGAAUCAUGCAAACUUCGACGUCAGAAGAGGAAACGACAACCCAUAUCUGUAAAGGUUGGAGAAAGUUUGAAGGAGAAGCGGAAGGCUUCUUUCAAAAGAAAAGAGAUAGGAUCUAAAGGACAAGAGACCGAGAAGCAACUCUUUAGGGAGACAUGUGAACUUGCUCUGGAUGGAAGGAUACCGCAAGACCUGCUUAAUCAAUUUACAUUGUUAAUGGAUGAUGAAGAGGUGGAGAUGCGAGAGUUACAAGCAGAACCAAACCCACUAACAUGUUCUGAACAUUGUGCUGCCAAUGGAUUGCACAGUUUUUCUCUUUGCAAAGAUUUGCUGCCUAAAUUUCCUCCGGUUUCUGUACACAUGAAGCUGCCAUUCACAGUGCAGCCUUUGGAGUGUUCGUCGGAGUCUGUCAAGAAAUUUUUCAAGGUUUUGCAUUUCCUUUAUACAUAUUCUGUUACAAUUGACAUAUGCUCCUUCACGUUGGAUGCGUUUGCUCAAACAUUUCAUGACAAGGAUUCCUUGUUGCUUGGCCAAAUUCACGUAGCUCUUCUGAAGCUUCUUUUAUCGGACGUUGAGCGAGAGAUCAGCAAUGGUUUUCUGCCUCAUUUGAGCAUAUCUUGCAAGUUUCUGGCAUUACUUCAUUCAGUUGAAAAUCAGGAGUUCGUUGUAGAUCUUUGGAAAAAAUCUCUAAAUCCUCUAACUUGGACAGAAAUAUUAAGGCAAGUACUUUUAGCAGCUGGAUUUGGUUCAAAGCAAGGUGCAUUACGGAGGCAAAACCUUAGCAAGGAAAUGAGAGUUAUGUUGAAGUAUGGCCUUACUCCUGGAACUUUGAAGGGUGAACUGUUCAGACUCCUAUUUGAGGAAGGUAAAAACGGAGUAAAUGUUUCCGAGUUGGCUAAGUCUGCACAGGUUGCCGAACUAAAUCUUGCCAGCACAAACGAAGAGCUGCAACUGUUGAUAAGCUCAGCUCUCUCAAGUGACAUUACUUUAUUUGAAAAGAUAUCACUUGCUGCUUACCGUCUACGUGUUGGUACUCUCUUGAAGGAGGACGAGAGCUCUCAUUCCAACAGUGAAGACUCGGGAAGCAUUCAUGAUGACUUUGAUGAUGCUGCUGGCACGUGUAGCAGCAGUGACUCUGAGUGUGGCGCAGAAAAUUCGAACCAGAGAAAGCUUCGGCAUCUUAAGUGUCGUAAAAGUAAAAGUAACAAGCUGACAGUACACAAUGAAAUUGAUGAGAGCCAUCCUGGGGAAGCGUGGCUUUUAGGACUAAUGGAUGGUGAGUAUUCUGAUUUGAGCAUUGACGAAAAGCUGGAUGUCUUGAUAGCUUUAAUUGAUCUAGUCAGUGCGGGAUCCAGCAUUAGAUUGGAGGAUCCCGUGAGACCUGCUCCUAACUUGCGACAUUAUGGGUCUGGAGCAAAAAUAAAGAGAUCAUCAUUACACAGGCCAUCCUGGGUUCACGGAAAACAAAUUUUUGACUCAUGCUCAUCGUCCAAGUCUCAGCCUGUUGAUUCAUCUAUGUCGAUAUCUAACUUUAGCAUAGAGGAUAUAUCGUCUCGUGUGGGGAAAGAUGGAAAGGAGACUGAAUCUGUAGCUGAUCUUCACCCUAUGCAGUCUGUAUUCUUGGGAGCCGAUCGUCGGUACAAUCAAUAUUGGCUUUUCUUGGGCCCUUGUGAUUUUCAUGAUCCUGGUCACAAGAGGGUCUAUUUUGAAUCUUCCGAAGAUGGCCAUUGGAAAGUGAUUGAUACUGCAGAGGCUUUACGUUCCUUAUUAUCAGUCUUAGACGGUAGGGGAAGGAGGGAAGCUCAACUUAUUGAAUCCUUGGAGAGACGGGAAACUUUUCUAUGCAACGAAAUGUUGAAUGUGAGUAACGAUGCUGCCAGCUGUCACUCAUUACAAUCAUGGCAGACUGAGUUAACUGUCAGGGAAGACAGUUCUUCACCAAUUUCUGGUCUAGAGGAGACAACCAACGACUCAUUGUCGCCAUGCAGCGCAAUAGUGCUCGACGCAGAGAGAAAUCUGGAAGAAGAAAGCACGAGACAGAAUCGUCCACAGUUAUUUGAUUCAUGGAUAUGGGAUAAUUUUUACCGUGGUCUCAAUGCAGUGAAACAUAGUAAAAGGUCAUUUUAUGAACAUCUGGGUAGAUGUCAGACGUGUCAUGAUUUGUACUGGAGGGAUGAAAAGCAUUGUAGGAUUUGCCACAUGACGUUUGAGGUUGAUUUCGAUCUUGAAGAGAAGUAUGCGGUCCAUACAGCCACGUGUAGACUGAAAGAAGAGCAAGAAAAUGUCUCUACAUUCAAAGUCUUGCCGUCAGUACUUCAGACGUUGAAAGCUGCUGUUCAUGCGAUUGAGUCAGCGAUGCCUGAAGGGGCCUUGGUGGGUGCUUGGACGAAGUCUGCUCAUAGGCUGUGGGUUAAACGGCUAAGACGUACCUCUUCAUUAACUGAGCUUUUGCAGGUCGUUACUGAUUUCGUUGCUGCAAUUAAUGAGCAUUGGCUGUGUCAAACCAGUGAUGCUCCCGGUUUCAAUCCUUUCGCAGAAGAAAUUGUGGCAUGUUUCUCAAGUAUGCCUCAGACUUCAUCUGCACUCGCCUUAUGGUUGGUGAAAUUGGACCACUUGAUUUGGCAGCAUUCAGAAAAUACUCAACGUCUAGAGGACGAAACAACAAUAGUGAUCAGGUAGCCAAACGCUCCCAAUUACAGGCCCGAAAAAUAUCAAUUUAAUGUCAGAAACCAUCUGUUUUUGGCAAUCUCAUACCGUUGUGCUAAUCUCAGCUUUCCUGAUACGUGUUUUUUGGCCAUAUCGGAAGCUUUACCGAAUUUGUACAGAGCAGUGGCGUGAUUCCAUUAGGAAGAACUGCGUCUCUGUUAGAAACUGUUUGUUUGCUGUACUUAGGAAAGUUUGAUUCACUACCACUGCUUAGGAAGAUGUUAUACCAGAACCAUUUGCUGAGUUAGAUGUAUACGUGGUUAGGAUAUAUUUUUUUUGUAUAAAUAGGGAGGGUUAGG